Molecule: messenger RNA, 1726 nt
Organism: Andrographis paniculata
Lineage: Eukaryota; Viridiplantae; Streptophyta; Magnoliopsida; Lamiales; Acanthaceae
Product: proline dehydrogenase 2, mitochondrial-like
Exons: 4
Coding region: 27-1535 (502 amino acids)
Cellular component (GO): mitochondrion
Molecular function (GO): FAD binding; proline dehydrogenase activity
Source: RefSeq, a predicted model, not a curated record
ACCACCAGCAGCAACCUCCGCCGAUCAUGCCGCGCAGCAUUAACUCCAAGGCUUCGCGCGAUGUCCGGCCAACGGUUCAGCGCUACAUCCGUUGCCUCCUCUCCUCCGGCGGCGCCGGCCACCCGGAACCGUCGCUGAAACAGUCUCCCAAACAGCCGCCUCCGCCGUCGCCGCCGCCGCUGCCUAAGACCAUAGACCUCGACGACCACACGAAGCUCUACGCCUCCUUCACGACGGCGAAGCUAAUGAAGUCGUGGCUGACGCUGAAAGUGGCGGCGAAGGGCUCUGUCGCCGCCGUCGGGUCGUGGGUGAUCAACUCACGUGCCAUGGACGACCCGAUCGCCAAGGCCGCCAUUCUUGGGUUCACCGAGCGGACCUUCUUCGGCCAUUUCUGCGGCGGGAAGGACCUGCUGGAGGCCGGCCGGACUGUGCAGAUGCUUUGGGAUACUGGCCUUAAUGCUAUGUUGGAUUACGGCUUGGAACACUCCGACGAUAACCUCUCCUGCGACCGGAAUUUGGCUGAAUUCCUUGCCUCCAUUGAAUGGACCAAAUCACUCCCCAAUUCUCAAUGCGUGAGCUUCAUCGUGGUGAAAAUCACUGCAAUCUGCCCAACAUCGCUGCUGAGACGACUAAGCGAUCUACUCCGAUGGGAGUACAAGCGUGGCUCGAUUGAUCUGCCAUGGAAGCAGGAGACAUUGCCGAUUUUCACAGACAUCAGCCCAUUAUACCACACGAUAAGAUGCCCUGCACCUCUGACUCCAGAAGAAGAAAGAGAUCUUCAAAUAGCCAUCGCCAGACUGGAGACGAUCUGCGAGAGGAGUGUAGAAGCAAACGUACCUCUGUUAAUCGACGCCGAAGAAACAACUACCCAACCCGCCAUAGAUUACCUUGCUUAUUCUGCUGCAAUCAAAUACAGGCUCCCCGACGGCAAGCCUUUGAUAUUCAACACAAUCCAGGCUUAUUUGAAGGAUUCUUUUGAGAGGUUGAAAUCGGCUAUGGGAGCCGCCGAUCGAAUCGGAGUGCCGUUGGGGAUCAAAUUGGUGAGGGGCGCCUACAUGUCGUCCGAGAAAAUCUUGGCCGCCAAUUUGAGGGCUGAUCACCCACUUCACCCUGUUCUUGAGAGAACUCAUGAUUCUUACAACGACUGUGCAGACUUUUUGUUAAACGAGGUCGCCAAGGGGAAGGCUUCAGCAGUUAUGGCGACCCACAACAUUGAAUCUGGUUAUAUUAUUGCUGGUAAAGCAAGACAAUUGGGGAUUGCGAAAGAAGAUCCUUCCCUGCAAUUUGCUCAGCUGUAUGGAAUGUCGGAUGCGCUUUCGUUCGGGCUUAAGAACGCCGGUUUUAAGGUUAGCAAGUACUUGCCAUUCGGACCGGUCGAGCAGAUCAUGCCGUAUCUACUACGACGGGCAGAGGAGAACACGGCGGUUCUGGGUACUUCGAAUUUUGAUAGAGAUCUCAUGAAGAAGGAAUGGGUGAGGAGACUGAAAUCAGGAAUCCGUGGGGAGGGUGGUGAUGCAGUAGCUAUUCAAACUUAAUUUGCUGACAAGAAUAAUGGAAGUGAUUCCAACUGUAAUUGGAGGGUGUGCUGUUUUGCCUAGGUUUUUAGUCAUGGUUAAGUUCGUCGAUCAGCUUGGGUUUGUACAUAGAGAUUGAUGAACUGCACCAUGAUAUUAGGUCGAUUUCUUUUUCUUGUUUUUACUUUAUGUAAUAAAACAGGUAGUGAUAU